AUGAAUGCACACACGACAUUUGCUCUGCCGGAUACAGACGUGGGAGGUGUACCAGCCAUUCAGAACCUUCCCGAUUUACUAUCAGAAGAUAUCGAUUCACUCACUUUGCCUGAGUUUGAUGAAGAGAUUUCAUUCGAUACUGCUCAGCUCAUCCUCUUCCCAGCUCCAUCCUUUAACCUUCUCUCCAUAUUCCCGUCAUUCUCCUUCACAAACCCAGCCGAGCCAUCACCAUCCAUAGGUAGCGACGACGUACAAGCUAUGACAUUUCACUCCACCGUCCUUGCGCCCAUGAAAUCCACUCGCAAAGCAGCAUUAUCAUCACACUCCAUCUUUCUCAACUUUGCUGUCCAAAAUCCCAUGGCGUUGCAUUUUCUUCUCGCCUUUUCGCAUAGUGAAUUGGCCAUCCACCACGGCUUCAGCGACAAGCCACCUCUCGAGUCGCAUCUUCACUUUCAACACGGAUCGCAGCUGCUCAACCAGGCGUUAGUGGACUUGACACCGACUGACCAUAUCGCCAUGAUGCUUUCAUUCUUGUAUCUGUACAUGUUCUGGAUGAGAAGAGCUCCAUUUGACGUUUCGAAACUACGCGAGUUGAGUAGCUCCAUUCUGGCUUAUGUCACGACCUUCUCACUCGAUGAGAUGUGCGCCAGUUCCACAAACAGCGGUGGCACGUCAGAACCUGUGACGUUGUCGCGAAUAUUGACGUACAUCUACGACAGAGACGUGUUUUGUGGCUUCUUUGGCUGUGGAGAGAAGUUCGCGGGCUACGUUACCGAAAAGCAUGACACGAGACAACGGAUAUGGCAGUUGUCGCGAAUGCCAAUCUUAUCAGAGGAACAGACGGGGACAUGGUUUAGACCAGAGCAACUGCCUGAGACGAGCCAGAGAAAAAUAGUGGAUGUUUAUUUUAGUUUGAUUACUGUUCAGUAUGAGAUCAAUCAGUAUAGCCAAAGUCGUGGUCCAGAAUCAUCGGGUAAAAAGUUGGAGAUAAAGAGAAAACUGGAUAAGAUAAGAGAGGAGCACGGCUUUCUCUUCACGAUAUCUAAACAAUGUACGGGGCAAUCUACAAAACCACCUUUGAUGGCCCCUGUAACAGCCACUAUCUUCUACGCCCUCCAGAUUUAUCUCUAUCGCAGUCGCAAUAAUGUGUUUGGAAAAACGCCAAUACCACAAGAUAUGGACACAGCUCUGAAGGAGUUGGUGACUGCAGCAUACCAGACUAUUGCUACUGGACCAGUGCAGUUACUCGAGAGGUUUCAAUGGGCGCUCCUGAUUGCAGGGAUAGAAACACACGAUCCCGUGCACAGAGAUUGGAUUUCGGCGAAUAUUUCAGACCCCGUUAUCAAGAGCGUCUUCAAUCUUGUAUUGUCGGCUAAGGGACGGUCGGAUGAGGGCGUCUCAAUGGAGGCGAUUCGAGACUUGGUUAGUAGGAGAUCGAUGGGUGCUAUGCGAGAUAGAGCAUAA
Molecule: messenger RNA, 1464 nt
Organism: Fusarium venenatum
Lineage: Eukaryota; Fungi; Ascomycota; Sordariomycetes; Hypocreales; Nectriaceae
Biological process (GO): regulation of DNA-templated transcription
Molecular function (GO): zinc ion binding; DNA-binding transcription factor activity, RNA polymerase II-specific
Source: RefSeq, a predicted model, not a curated record